UAUGUUUCUUCCCAUCUGAAUAUUCAAAAUGGCGGCGAGUUUGUGAGGCUUUGGGCUGUAGUGACAUAAGAUAACCCAAGAUGGAUAAGAGGAAAAAACAAUAUAAUGUCACGGCUUCGUCGCUGGUUGAUUUGAAAGCAGAGCUUUAUAGGAAGCAGGAAGCCUUCAAGCACGAGAAGCUUGCUCAGGAAACCGGCACUGCAUCCAAACAACACAAUCACUCAAAGAAACCCAGCGUUUGGAGUAAGCAGAACCAAGGAGUGACUGCACGAGCUCAGAAGGAUGUGGAGAAAACAGCAGAGGAGGAGCAAAACAUAGACAAAUCAAGGCAGAAGCUGGAGGAGAAAGCUCGCCUUUACGAACAAAUGACUAAAGGGGAUUUUCCAGACGAGGAGACAGAAAGUCUGUACCUGGUGGACUUCACACAAAAAAUAAUCGAGCAGAAGAGGGCAGCACAGAGGAGAGCGGCUGAACCAGGAGAUGGAGACAGAGAUGGAGAAGGAUCGGGCACGUCCGUUCCCAUCCCGCCCCCUGAGAACACGGACGAGGAAUGGGUGGACUACAUUGAUGCACUAGGUCGAUCACGAAAGUGUUUAAGGAAAGAUUUACCUCAGUUUCAAAAGAUGGAUCAGGAUUUACACAACAAGCGAGUUACGGGAACUGACAGGACGCUCUUGUCUGACGACAUGAGGCGAGAGAUGCAGAGAGAGCAGUGGGAGAGAGAGGAAGAGGAGCAGAUGAAGAGACCCGUUGGACCCGUUCACUAUGAGACCAUCCGUGAUCAGGAGGCCAGAGAGUUAGGUGUUGGCUAUUACGCGUUUUCUCAUGAGGAAGCCCAGCGCAAGAAACAAAGAGAAACUCUGGACAUGCUGAGAGACCAGACUGCCGAGCAACGCACAAAGAGAGAGAAUCUCAAAGAGAAGCGCAAAGCUCUGCUCGAGGCUCGCCUCGCUAAAGUGAGAAUGAGGAAAGGAAAGAAAAGCAAAAUGGAUCCAGGAGCUGAGGAGGAAGAAGGUCCUGUUCCUGAUGCUGCUGCUCAAGAGGUCGAGAACGAUCCCGUGGACGCGAUUGGACCUCCACUUCCUCCUGAAAAUCUUAGAAAGGUGGAAGUGGAAAUUCAGGAAAGGAAAGACUCGAGACCGGGAGUGCCACAUGUCAGAGAGUGGGACAGAGGGAAAGAGUUUUCCUGGGGUCAGUGGACAACUCGAAGACGGGAGGAGAGAGAUUCAGAUUUUGCCCCGCCCUCUUCAUAUUACGGAGAUGAGCGACACAGUGGUCCUGCACCCAAAGGGCGGGGCAAAGGGAACCCCGGAUUCAAAUUGUUCGAGUCACCCAGGGGAUCAGAUCAGGGUGAAGCAGAAAGACAACCUAAAACAUCACAACAACCGUCUGCGCAAACGCAAGACCUGGACGCUCUUUUAUCUUUUUACAAAAACUCUGUUUAAACUUUAAAAACAAAAAAAUCUCAUUUUAA
Molecule: messenger RNA, 1474 nt
Organism: Clarias gariepinus (North African catfish)
Lineage: Eukaryota; Metazoa; Chordata; Actinopteri; Siluriformes; Clariidae
Gene: ccdc174
Product: coiled-coil domain containing 174
Exons: 11
Coding region: 81-1445 (454 amino acids)
Cellular component (GO): nucleus
Source: RefSeq, a predicted model, not a curated record